AACAGCUAAGAAAAAAUAAAUAACGCGUUCUUUCGGUUCCGUGUAGUCUUCUCGCUAUAAGAGGUUCGAUUCCCCACCCUCCCAUAUUCACCAACCAAAACCGUCAAACCCUAGCAGCGAAAUCGGCAAAGGAUCCGGCUCGAUUCGAAAAAAGUUCUAGAGCUCUUCGUCUCAGUUCCCUCUCGUUCGUUCCACCGUAGACCAGUCGAUCCCCCAGCGGAAGAGAUGGCCCAGUCCAGCAACGACGCCGCCCCGACCAGCACCCACCCCGCCGCCGAGGAGGUGCCGGUGGAGAGGACGGCGGAGGAGCAGCAGCAGGAGGAGGACAGGCUGAGGUACCUGGAGUUCGUGCAGCAGGCGGCGGCGCAGGCUCUGGUGCUGGCGGCCGCGGCCUACGCCUACGCCAAGCAGGGCGCGGGGCCCCUCCGCCCCGGCGUCGACCACGUCGAGGGCACCGUGAAGGCCGUCGUUGGCCCCGUCUAUGACCGCUACCACGCCGUGCCGCUCGGUCUCCUCAAGUUCCUCGACCGCAAGGUUGAUGAAUCUGUCCAGGAGCUCGACCGCCGUGUCCCACCUGUUGUGAAGGAGGCGCCCACCUAUGCUCGCUCUGCAGCAGCUGAGGUGCAGAAGUCCGGCAUUGUGGGCACUGCAACUGGCCUGGCUAAGUCGGCCAUUGCCCGUGCUGAGCCAAAGGCCCGUGACCUCUACACUCGCUACGAGCCCGUGGCUGAGCGCAAGGCAGCCGAAGCCUGGGCUGCCCUGAACCGCCUCCCGCUUGUCCCAUCUGUGACCCGUGCUGUCCUCCCCACGGCUGCACAGCUCUCAGCCAAGUACAACACUGCUGUGCUUGAUGGAGCGAAGCGUGGCAACACAGUUGCUACCUACCUCCCGCUCGUACCCACAGAGCGCAUUGCGAGGGUGUUCGCCAACCCACCAGCUGAUGCUGCACCUGCUGCAGCCCCGGAGAUGCAGCCCAUCCCGACGCAGUAACAUUGGAAAUGACAAGAAUUAUAUUUCCUCGUAGCUCUUGCAGCGAUUAUCCUAAAAGGUGUAGUAUGAUUCGUCUUGUGUGUCUUGUGGUGGACUGGGUGUUAUGUGGAAUGUUACUGCUGCAUAGCAGUGCAUGCUUUGAGUUCUAUUUUGUGAUAUGUAAUGCUUUGAAUCUACCUGCAUGAUGCACUCUGUGUAUAUUAUAUAUGUAUUCGAGUGUUCGAAAUAAGUAAGCCGUCAGGUUUUACCA
Messenger RNA from Brachypodium distachyon (stiff brome), 1240 nucleotides. RefSeq names its product REF/SRPP-like protein OsI_017815. The transcript is spliced from 3 exons. NCBI's taxonomy places the organism in Eukaryota, Viridiplantae, Streptophyta, Magnoliopsida, Poales, Poaceae. The record is from RefSeq and is a predicted model, not a curated record. Bases 226 to 990 code for a protein of 254 amino acids.